GUGAAAAGACAAGACUCCCAACAUCACCUAGACUAGCUUUUUCCAACACGAGAAGAAGGGGAGGAGGACGCGUAAUAAGUGCAGGCGCGUCCAAUGCGUGCCAGCCGAACAAAAGCAAUAAGCGGGUAAAAAGGAUCAGCAAUACAUUGGAAUAAGAGUUUAUCUCGAGAAGUCCGGAAAAGCAAGAAGAUUUUGCCACAAGAAAAAAGACAGUCUAAAUGAGUACUUGAUAAGAGAGAGUCAUGCAUCUCAACAGAGAAGAAGACAACAGCAAAGGCUCAGUGUCUCUCAGUGUAUUCCUGCUGUCUGUUGCAUUCGUAGUAUGUGCCGUUUGGCUGGUAGCUCUGUGUGGCGUCUGCACCUGGUGUCAGCGUAAACUGGGGAAGAGGAAUAAGCCAGGGGUGGAGGCUGCCAGCUCUCCAGAUUCUGUGAGAGGUCGAGGGGAAAAUAAAGCCAUCAAUGAUCUAGACAGAGACUUUUGGAAUAACAAUGACAGCAGCAAUGUGCAGCAGAGGUGGAGCUCCUACCCACCCAAGGAGUUCCUCUUAAACAUGUCUCCGUAUGCUCCCUAUGGAGAUCCUCGCCUCACGCCCAAUGGGGCUGUGGAUAAGGGUGGGCAGGGCGGUGCUGGACCCUCACCAGGGGCCAGUGACGGCGGGGGUGGCGCUUGCUCUGGUACAGGGGCGGGGCCAAGUCGCAGUGACAGCGUUCGAAGCAUGGUGUCAGGGGGCAGCAAGCCCGGGCGCUGGCAGACGAUCCAAAACCACAUGCAUGCCGGAGGCCUGCGGUUUGGCAAUUUCGGGGACGCCUCCCUGUCAUCUGCCUCCACCCUGGAGCACAUCCCGUCCUCGGCCGUGGGCCGCCCUCGGCCUCUCGUCCGACAGCAGAGCCUCCAGCAGCCGCUCACUCACCAGCCCCCACCGGGUCCCAACGACCCCCCAGUCACCUCGCAGAGUCUGGGUCAGCUCCACACAGGUCCGGGCGGCGGGGGCCACCGUGGGGGCCCGCGGGGGGUCCGGGGGAGUCCGGCUGGAGCCUCCCGAUGCAGGGGAGGAGGUGCCGGCCGAUCCCGAUCAAAUCCAGGCAGCUGGGACCACAUGAUGGAGCAGAUCCGACACAGAGGGCUGGACGUCAAGUCCUUCCUUGAGGGGAAGAUGGUUGUUCUGUCUCUAGCAAUCGGGCUGGCUGAAACGGAUGACUUUGCCAAUCUCCCAGAUCUUCAAGAAGCACCGGCAAGCAAAGAAAAUGAAACCACACCAGAGAAAAGAACUCCUGGCAACAAACCAGGCAGCAGUCCCAGAGGUCAGACUCCAGAUGAGGCAGGACGCCGCCAGGGACAGAGCAACGAGGCCAACUCUUCUGUUUCUGACUUGGCCAACUCAGUCACCAGUGACAUGCUCAUGCUGUCGCCAGGUUCAGAGGAGGAAGAACACGAGGGUCCAGUGUGUGAGAAGCUGGGUCGUAUUCAGUUUAGUGUUGGAUACAGUUUUCAAGACUCAACCCUCACCGUCAAAAUUCUCAAGGGCCAGGAGUUACCUGCUAAGGAUUUUUCUGGCACUUCUGAUCCUUUUGUCAAAAUCUACCUGCUGCCAGACAAGAAGCACAAACUGGAGACUAAGGUCAAGAGAAAAAAUCUAAACCCUCACUGGAAUGAGACCUUUUUGUUUGAAGGGUUCCCCUAUGAAAAGGUGGUUCAGAGGACUCUGUACCUGCAGGUUCUGGACUACGACCGUUUCAGCAGGAAUGAUCCCAUAGGAGAAGUAUCUAUCCCACUCAACAAACUGGACCUGGCCAACAUGCAGACUUUCUGGAAGGAGCUGAAACCAUGUAGCGAUGGCAGUGGAAGUCGAGGGGAUCUGCUGGUGUCCCUGUGUUACAACCCAACAGCCAACACCAUCACUGUGAGCAUCAUCAAAGCCCGCAACCUCAAAGCCAUGGACAUUGGAGGCACUUCUGACCCCUAUGUAAAAGUGUGGUUGAUGCACAAGGACAAGCGCGUGUUGAAGAAGAAGACAGCGGUAAUGAAGCGCUGUCUGAACCCUGUUUUCAACGAGUCCUUCCCCUUUGACGUGCCUGCCCACGUGUUGAGGGAGACCACCAUAAUUAUCACCGUCAUGGAUAAGGACAGGCUCAGUCGCAAUGAUGUCAUUGGAAAGAUUUAUCUUUCAUGGAAGAGUGGUCCCGCAGAGGUAAAACACUGGAAAGACAUGAUGGGUCAUCCUCGUACUACUGUGGCUCAGUGGCACUCUCUGAAGGCAUAAGGACCCAGCAUCCAAACUACCUACAGUGAUUUUCUCCCCCCACAGAAUUCAGCAUCAACUUCUCAGCCCCUAUUCUCAACACAUAUUCUUUCCUCCUCAAAUACAGUGUUGGGCUGUGCACCAUGCAUCGUCUCUUUGUCCUCAGGCCUCUUUGAUAUUCCUUACCGUCAGUCCUUAUGACACCAUUUUUAAAUUUCAGCCCUUGUCAAGUUCGGAUUUCCACCUGACUCCCUCCUGUCUGUCUGAACUUUAAAAAGUCUUUGAUGUCUCUACUUCCUUGUGCCCUCUUUCUAGGAUGUAUCUUUUUCAAGAUAUUCCUCAAUGUUUUUUCCAUCAUGUCAGGCAUUCCCAGAAUUUAACAUCAGAGCAGUACCUCUUCCUACUCAUUAAUACAAACUAACAACCAAAACCGAUCUAACUGCUUGUCAAACCGUCCUGUACGGCAGCAAGAUGGACUAUGUUCAAACAUGCGUGUGAGUGUGAACGCCACUGGCCUGUGGAGCCCAUUUGCCACCUACAUCUGAUGUGGUAAUGAGGAGAUUCCCACUCUGCUUCUCUGCCUUUUUUAUGUUCAAGUCCUCCUUCAUUUCUGCUCCUCUACACCCUUAAAACCCCUGAAAAAUCAGGAAAUUGGCGCAGGCAACGGAAGAGUGACGUGCUGAAUUUAAAAAAGACUGGAACCAGACUCUUUGGCUCAAUUUAUGUUUGAUCUUUUUCACUUUUCACUCUUACCACUGUAAUAAUUCUCCCUUGGCUGGAAACCUUUGUUGUCUGUGCGUGAUGUGGGUGACGUGCUGUAAUCCCAAAUGAAGUUCUUCAACUAAAAAAGAUGGAAAAGAAGGAUGUGAAAAUGAACAUUUAACACUGGUCUGAUAGGGAAAAUGUAAAAAAAUCUAAAAUCAAAAAAGAACUUUUGUGAAAGAAAUCUUGAUGGACUGAAAAAAAUGAGUACAGUGAUUAAUGUUGUGUUUCUUUCUUUCCAAAUAACUGAGAAUCAAUCUGUUCUUCCAGACACAGAAAAUAGGCAAAAAUGUGCUUUAAAAAGUGUGUGUGUGUGUGUGUGUGUGUGUGUGUGUGUGUGUGUGUGUGUGUGUGUGUGUGUGUGUGUGUGUGUGUGUGUGUGUGUGUGUGUGUGUGUGUGUGAGAGAGAGAGAGGGAGAGAUGAAGUAUUUGCAAAUGCACGUCAAGGUAAAAGGUAUUAUUGAUUUCUUUUGUCAGUGAAAUUGUGUCAGUGUCAGUCCACCCAAAUUACAGACCAACAUACAAUACCUCCUAAUGGCCUACAUAAAAAACUUUUUUUUCUUGCUUCCUUUAAUACAAAAAAGUUAAAAAAAAAAAUUAUCAUCAAAACAUUUGAACUUCAUUCAUGUUGCAGUGUCAUAACUUUAAGAUGAAAGCUAUCAAAUUUUGGAGCGGAAGAUUCUUUUGGAUGGUAUUGAUGAUACGAAAUUCAUCAGCCUUGAAACAGAAUCUAAAAUCAUGAAGGUGAAUAUAAACCAAGGCUUCAAUACUUUUUCUGCCUAAAGCAACCUAGACAGCUUGUGGAAACAAGGAUAAACUAUAAAGCCACUACAAGUAGCAAUAUCAGCAGGAGCUGACACGUGAGCUUUCUUGUAAUAUGCUUAGCCCCGUGUGGUCAGAGGUGGUAUUGCUACAGCGUCAGCGGGUGCCUUUAAGUGAAGAGCAAUGGGGAAAAAAGAGUCGAGAGCAAUAACUUGCAGAACAGGCACACAAUUUAGGACUGAAGCCCUGGCAUGCUGUGACAAGUACGUUCAGCCACAUUGACAUGCAGUGCCCUCUCAACCAGUUAAGUCACACUGCCCUUUUACUGUAGCUAAAGAAACUGCUUUUCUGACUUGAAAAAGUAAUUGAAUAUUCAUGAAAUUGUUGCUAUUAGAAGAUAUAGAAUGAUGUUAAAGUUAGACUGAACACUUCUAUUCAAAGGUGCUGAUCUCUCUCCUAAGCUCACAGCCGUGUUGAACUGCCUGGAGAGAGACACAUACUAAGACAUUCUGAAAUGUUAUUUUUUCCUCAUCGAAAACAUGGUAAUUGAAAUCAUACAUUUUCUGCAUAGUUUUCUAAAUUGUAUUUGUUUUUCUGUAAGAUUCUUAAGGUCCUUCUGUUUUCCUCCAGUCUGGUUAUAUUUGCACAUAUCCUGUAGGAUUAAGGUAAUGAUUAGUAAAAACCCCAAACAACCAUAAUAUCCACAUUGUUACCAGUGAAAAAACCAUACCUACAUUAGAGAGACAAAACAAAAAUAUCUGAGAGCAAGGACCUCUAAAAUAAAAACAAGUGUUGGUGCAUUUUGGUUCAAUACCAGUCUGUCAUGCCAGGAACGAAUAAGAUUACUAUUAAAUGCAAUCAGAAGAAAAAGAGCAAGACAGUCUACAUUGAAAACUUAAGUUUUCAAAUUUUUUAUCUUUGUUGGUUUUGUAAUUUGGCUGAACUGACAAUUUAUCAAAACAAACCGAAAGGUGAUUUGUCAAGAAAUUCCAUGUGAAUUAAAUAAAACCUGUGAAUGGAACCACACACGAUCCCUGUGACACAUGUAACGAUGUCUUACUGAGAUGCAUCAAGCUGUGCAUCAUAGCCCAAAACACUGCAAUGCGCCAACGUUAUUGGACCUGAUUUAAUGCUUUUAAAGUGGUUUUGACCAAAGUGCAGGUCAGUCUUCCAGGUGUUUGCUUUACUGCCUGAGUGACCUUCAUUGAGUCAAAAUAGACACGUUCAUAUGAACGAAAACACAUAAGAGUAAUAAUAUUUGUGGGGAGGGGAGUACUCUUACAUUCCACUGUUUGUUGUUGUCUACUGGAUGUGUGCUUUGAACUUUGCUUUGAGUGAUUGUAUUUAUCGUGGGUCCCUUUGUGUAUAUCUGCACUGAGUUCUGUUUUGCCAGUUUAAUACAGAACAGCAUUGUUUACUGUUUUUAUUCUUUAUGAAUUGAAAUGUGAAAAAAAAGAAAAAAAGGCUUCUUUUCUUUUCCUUUUAAAUAUUACUGCACUUGUUGAGGACAAUGCUGGAACAAACCUCUCUUAAAAGCAGGGUUAUUUUCCUCUUUUCUGGUUGGGCUGGAGAGGCAAAUGUCUUACAUAUGAGCUAAGGGUGAAGGUUACAGGUAUGAUAUCACAAACAAGCUUUAUCGCAACCCGAGAUCAAAGCUCUUUAAUGAUCAUCAUACAGCAGAUUUUUAUUUUUGGCAGAAGCGGCUACCAACAUUUUGUCCUGAAUGUCCUAUCCAUCCUUCCUCUCUCAUCCAAUUCACUAGAAAGGGAAGGGCAGCUCUUUAACAUCUUUGCUGGCUCUCUCCCAAAACACCCCCAUUGUGCACACAUGCUUUCUGGCACAAAGAUGUCAGUGUGUGCCUUAUAAAACCUGCCACGCCUUGUUCUUCGCCAUAUGCGCUCUCUCACCAAGAGUCAGCAAGGGGGAAGGUAAAAAAAGGUGAGACAUAUGAUAAUCAUCACCUCUCUGCAUCACUGUUAGCUACAUCUCAGGUCAGAGCGCAGCGUCGGAGCAUCCUAAAAUAAGCAAGAACAGUCAUCUGUCUGUCCUGAUGGCGCUGUGUUAAGCAGGAGAUUAUUUUGAACACAGCUGACACAGAAUUACAAUCCAAAGGCUUCGCGGGAGUCACUUCAAUCAAUGCAACUUAAAUAUUGGGUAAUGAUAAGUCAGGGUUCAGGUUAUACUUAAGAAAUCGAGCUAAAAAAAUCCUCUUUCUAAGCUUUUCACCUGCCAAAUACUACAUACUAGUAAAGUUUACUGGACAAGCUCGCAUUUCUGUUUUAGGGCAUUCUCUUAAGGGACUGAAUGAAAAAAAAGAGAGGUUAACCAGCAAUAUUUAUGUUUAUAUUCUAUAUAAAUAAUUUCAAGAGUCCUGUAUGUUUGAAAAAAAUAUCUGUAUUUAGUGGGGUUUUUUGAUAUUUGUCUGUCCUUGCUUUCACUAACCCCUCUCUUUCACCCCCUUUUCUCUUUGUAGUCACACAUCCAUGGGGUGCACAAUGUUAAA
Cololabis saira (Pacific saury) is the source of this 6267-nucleotide messenger RNA. It is a transcript of the gene syt7b, whose product is annotated as synaptotagmin VIIb. Lineage: Eukaryota; Metazoa; Chordata; Actinopteri; Beloniformes; Belonidae. Bases 243 to 2261 code for a protein of 672 amino acids. Gene Ontology annotation, molecular function: clathrin binding; calcium-dependent phospholipid binding; SNARE binding. The record is from RefSeq and is a predicted model, not a curated record. The transcript has 13 exons. Gene Ontology annotation, cellular component: membrane; axon; synaptic vesicle. Gene Ontology annotation, biological process: regulation of dopamine secretion; cellular response to calcium ion; regulation of calcium ion-dependent exocytosis.